Molecule: messenger RNA, 472 nt
Organism: Meriones unguiculatus (Mongolian gerbil)
Lineage: Eukaryota; Metazoa; Chordata; Mammalia; Rodentia; Muridae
Product: serine/arginine repetitive matrix protein 2-like
Exons: 2
Coding region: 21-368 (115 amino acids)
Source: RefSeq, a predicted model, not a curated record
CUUCUCCCCUCCUCUCCACAAUGGAGCGGGCCCGGCUCCGCCCUCCGGCAAGAGCGCGGAAGGGAGGGGAGCCCGGCGACAGGAGCGCUCAGGACGCCGCCAGGAGGUGGAGGCGAAGGCGGAGGCAGAGCAGAUCGCGGGGCCCCGCCCGCCGUCCUGGCUCCUCCCGUCCCGCAGCCCCGGGGCGACGAGGGGCAGCAACCCCGGGGAACUCUAGGGACAUUCUAGAGUGGAACAAGGGCCCGCCCCAAGACCACUCAGAAGGGGGAAGCGAGUCCACCCACACCUUUUCAUUUUCCAUCUUUCCAGGGUCCCCCUGCAAGCCCUUCUCCUUUCACUCCACCUCUCCCUUGAUUCACAUCCCCUGAUGGAUGGGAAAGAAAGUCCUCCGGAAGAACUUCUUGGUCUAAGAAAGGAACUGUGAGUAUGGGCCCCUGAAGCUAUAGAAAAACAAAGCUCAAAACCCAGGAGU